GUUAUCUGGCUUGCAAUAUCCCGAGCACCACCGCUUGCGCCCAUCAUCCCAGGAUCGUUUCACUUGGGGCCCCCAUCAUGUCCAAUCAUCAUGAGAAUGCUUUUUAUUACGGCAAUGCGCCGCCCACCACACGCGUUCCCCUGCCCUCGUACCCCUCCCAGCAGAUAACCGCCCAACAGUAUCAUCAGCCUCCCCAGCACGUCCAGCACGUCCAGCCAGUGCAACAACUCCAACAAUUCCAACAUCCCCAAAUCCAGCAGCAGGCCUAUGCUUCCCGUUCUCAGUCAUCGCAGUCCAAUCCCCAGCAGCAACAGUAUGGGGCUCAAGGACAAGGCCAGCUUGAUCAACAACCACAGCAACCACAGCCAGAGCAGCAGCAGCAGCAGCAGCAGCAGCAGCAGCAGCAGCAGCAAGAGCAGCAGCAACAGCAACAACAAGAAUCCCAAGAACGGCAGACCCCGGAGGAGCCUUCAGAGGACAGGCCUGCCAAGAAGAAGCAGAGGAUCACCCGGGCGUGUGAUGCCUGCCAUGGCCGCCGUCAAAAGUGCCAGGGCUUCCAGCCAUGCGCAAACUGCAUCAAGAAAGGCGUAGAGUGCACCUACAACAACCCCUACUACCGAGGCCGCGCAAGGACUCCUCCUCCACCUCCCAAUGAUCCCAACACCCGCAACUUUGCCCGUACUACAGACAUCCGCGGAAAGGAGAUACGCGAGCGAAGCUGGGUCAAGCGAGCCUGCGACAUCUGUCGAGAUGGACGCCAUCCCUGUUCAGGCACUCUACCGUGCGAUAGAUGCUUCACCAUGAGGCAGGAGUGCACCUACAAGAAACGCAACAGUCGCAACCGAUACGAAGAUCUUCCGAACCCGGAACUGAGAGGUCCCUAUCACAAGCCCGCACUGGUUGAUGCUGUCUUGGGGCCUGACGAUCUGCCACAGCCUGUCCAAGGACCUGGAAAUGAUGGGGGUGAUGCUGAGGGACAGGCCAUGAGAGACGACAUUGCUCGCCAUGGCGGCCCUGGACAGGACUACCUGAGCCUCAAGGUUGAUCGCCGCUACGGAGAUGAGGACACUCCACCUCUUGUCUUUCUUCAUGCGGCUUGGAAAAAGCUUGCCCAGGUCCAGCGUACUUCUCGGCUUCCUCUUGAUCAGCCCUGGGACCGUUCGACAACCGUUCGGUUUCCAUCCAAUCGACAGAGGUGGUACCAACAGCAGGACCACUUCUUCAGGAGCUGGAACGGCACCUUCCAUUUUCUCCAUCGUCACACCGUACGGAAUUGGUUGGAACAAGUUGAAAAGAACUUUGUGGCUCGUCAGGAGUUGUGGUAUGGUGUAGGCCAUGCCCGUGCCGCUGUUGCCCUUAUGACCAUGGCUCUUGGCUCGCUCUUCAGGGAUGCUCCAAAGUCGUGGGUGCGCAUGAACAAAAAAACCGGCAAGGCGAUGAAGAGCAGGAAAAUGCCUCCUCCAGACGACUAUAUCUGGUCCCUCGAAUACGGCGAUUCAUUGCUAAACACCGCCCUAAAUCUCACAGAUGCCGAGAAAGGCGAUCCGAGGUUAGACUCUGUCCAAGCUCGCCUCUUGCAGGACUUGUACCUCUUAAGCACAUGCCGUUUGAACAAAGCUUGGUAUACAUUUGGCAAUACCCUUCAGAUGAUCACAAACCUCGGUCUUCAUCGGCGUGUGGGCAGAAACCGUGGACUUGGACGCGACAUUAUCAAAAGACCGGACUAUGCCAAGCUCCAGUGCGAGAGGCGAACAUUCUGGACGGCUUACAUUAUCGACAAACAACUCAGCAUGGUCUUUGGACGACCCAGCCACUUCCGUGACGAUUUCAUCGAUCAAGAGCUUCCAGACGCUGUCAACGACGAGGACAUGGGCCCCACUGGCCCUGUUCGAGCACACAAGGGGGAUUGCUACAUGGAAGCACUGGUCUCCCAUGCCAAGUUGAACAAGCUCAUCGACAAGCUCCUCCACCAAGUAUACUCGCUUCGAGAGAUCCCCAACCAGCAAAGGAUCGAUAGCGCUCUACGCAUUGGCAAAGAGGUUCAGCAGUGGAGGGACGAGCUGCCAUACCUCCUCAGGAAUCUUAAGCCCACCUUGCUGCUUCCCCUUUUCCAGAGGCAGAUGGUUUUCAUCCGGAUAGCACACUGUCAUGCCACCAUGCUUGCCUACCGGCCCUUCCUCACCACGCCCUACCCUCAAUCAGGCGAACUGAAAGAAGCCACUGACUACGCCAUCCGCGAGUGCGUCGACGCGGCACGAGUCAGCCUCAGUGUCGUCACCGGCCUUGGUCGCACAGAGGACAACGCGCAAUUCGUGACGCUCUGGUACCCCCACCAGGUCGCCUACUGCGCCGCCGUCGUCUUGAUCAUCCUCCCGCACAUUCGCGAGCGCCAGAAAUUGUUUGGUGGCCCUCACUACCGCGGCCAUGAAGUGAUGGAUGGCAAGUUGCACAAGCUGGUGGAAAGAGGCAUCAAGAUGUUGGCGUCGGAUACCAGUCCCUAUUCGCCCGCGCGCAAGUGGGCCAUCAUAUUGGAGGAGCUCAAAAGGGAGGUGACGCGCCAGACAGGUCAUGUCUUCCCAAGUCUGGCGAGCGGUGCUAAUCAGAAAGCUGCAAAGGAGAAUACCCCAGCGGAUGGGGAGGAGAAUGGGGAGGAGGAGGAGGAGGAUGAGGAGGCUGAGAAUGAAGUUGAAGAGGCUGAUGGCGUGUCGCCGGAUGAUCAGUUGCUGGAGGAUGCCCUUCGCGCUCAUUGGGCGGCAGAAAUGGUUGGAUCGGUGCAAGAUCAGGUUGCAGAUCAGGAGGGGGAGGCCACGACGCCUGGUUUCACGAGGAGGCUUUGGGAUAACUGGACGUUUACGGAUUGGGCGGAUCUUGACUCUGCAACCUUUGGACCUAUUGCCGACUUUGCUGAAGAUCCAGCUCCAGCUCCUGCUCCUGCUCCUGCUCCAGUCCCAACUCCAGGUUUAACUCCCGUGUCAGCUCCGGCUACGGCUCCGGCUCCGGCUCCCGUUACAGGUCCCGCCCCGGCGCCGGUGUCGGCUCAUGCUCAAGUUUCUGCGGUUUUCGCACCCGUUUAAGACCUGUCCAAAACUCCAUAUCCAUGCAUGCCGUACAAUUCCCAAUCCUGAUACAAUGCUUGUAAUGAUGCGUUCUUGUCCGUCCAACUGUUCCUCAUCGACUGUUCGCGCUUCCAGACCUUGGUGAGGGAGACCCAUAAGAUGAUUGCGCCAGCGCAUUUACUUUGGCCUCCAAGGUACCAAUCCGACCCAGUA
Molecule: messenger RNA, 3269 nt
Organism: Neurospora hispaniola
Lineage: Eukaryota; Fungi; Ascomycota; Sordariomycetes; Sordariales; Sordariaceae
Product: fungal-specific transcription factor domain-containing protein
Exons: 2
Coding region: 78-3074 (998 amino acids)
Biological process (GO): positive regulation of transcription by RNA polymerase II; DNA-templated transcription
Cellular component (GO): nucleus
Molecular function (GO): sequence-specific DNA binding; zinc ion binding; DNA-binding transcription factor activity, RNA polymerase II-specific
Source: RefSeq, a predicted model, not a curated record